AUGAUGUCGAAAGAAGAAAAUUUAAAAAUAGAUGAUAUAAAAGAAGAAGUCAGAGAACUUAAAGAUGAUCAUAAAGAUCCGAAACUUUCAUUAUCUUACGAUAAAAAAAAAUAUGCAAACAGCAAAAGUAUUGUCAACAGCAAAAGCAGUUUAAAAUCCGCCGAUUCCUCUAACACGAGCAGUAGCAGUUUGGCCAUGAAAAGGCAAAGCGAAUACGAUAGGUUGGCAAAGGGUCCGAAAUAUCAAAAUACGUACAGGUUAGAUUCUAAAAAACCGUUUAAAUCAAACGAAGUUUAUAAUAUAUUGAAAAAUGUUGUCAAAAGGGAAAUAAGUAAUUUUCUUAUAUACGAUAGUCUUAUGGGUCCGAGAAUUGUUCAGACAAUAGCAGCCGACGUUAGAAGUUUGGUUAAAGCAAUGAGUUACGACAGAUAUAAAAUUUGCGUGAUGGUUUAUUUGGGAGAAAAAAAACUUCAGGGUUUUCAGGCUGCGUUCAGAGGACUUUGGGAUCACGAAAGAGACGGUUGGUCGACUUAUUAUUAUCAAACGAGAACUUAUUUCGUGUCUUGUACCUGUUUCGGAUUGUACCACGAUUGA
Messenger RNA from Pediculus humanus corporis (human body louse), 594 nucleotides. RefSeq names its product T complex testis-specific protein, putative. The coding region runs from base 1 to 594 and encodes 197 amino acids. The transcript is spliced from 3 exons. Lineage: Eukaryota; Metazoa; Arthropoda; Insecta; Psocodea; Pediculidae. Gene Ontology annotation, cellular component: cytoplasm; cytoplasmic dynein complex. The record is from RefSeq and is a predicted model, not a curated record. Gene Ontology annotation, biological process: microtubule-based movement. Gene Ontology annotation, molecular function: dynein intermediate chain binding.